Vicia villosa (hairy vetch) is the source of this 2697-nucleotide messenger RNA. RefSeq lists its product as uncharacterized. Bases 1 to 2697 code for a protein of 898 amino acids. Gene Ontology annotation, molecular function: zinc ion binding. The transcript is spliced from 3 exons. The record is from RefSeq and is a predicted model, not a curated record. Lineage: Eukaryota; Viridiplantae; Streptophyta; Magnoliopsida; Fabales; Fabaceae.
AUGACGCAGUGCAAAAUAAUCUUUCACCAUGGUGGUGAGUUCGUGCGUGAUAACUUCGUCUUCUACAGAGGAGGAGAUGUAUCGACUCUUCAUGGGCAAGAUCCAGAUACCUGGUCAUUCUACGAAGCAAUGAAUGUGGUUCUCCAACUUGGCUUUGAUGGAGGUCGAAUCAGAAUGUGGAGGAAAAUAGAAGGUAUUGAUGAAAACUUUUUUCACUUGACUGAUGAUCUUCAUGUUACAGAAAUUACAAAGCAUUGUAUCCAGCACAAUGUUGAGGGGCAUAUUUGGCUAGAACAUUUUGUUGGAGACAACACAAAGUGGGCUGAGAAACCAAAUAUAGUUGAUGUUGGUGAAGUGAGUGAAGAUGAUGACUCUCCAGGGGUAAGGUUUGGGGACAGCGAGGAAGAAAGAGUAAAUGAUGACAAUGAAGGAUUUGUGACUGUGGAGGUUGAAAGACCAAAUGAUGGUAAUAGGGUUGAAGUGGCAGGUAAGAAGCUUAGGUACAAGUUAAGAGCUAACAAGGAUGCAUCAACUUUAAGGUCUCCCAAAAAAAUAAAGUUGCGUGUUCCUUCAAGGGUGAUUCGGGACAAACCUAGUUCAUCAAAGGCUGUAGAGCAUGAUGUUGAUUAUGAGAGUGAAGAGCUUGGUAGUUCUGAUCCAGAUGUUAGUGACAAUGAGAAGAUGCCCAAGUAUGAGAAGUUUAGAGGAGACUUACUCAACAAAGACUAUAAGUUCAAACUAGGUAUGGAGUUUAAUUCUCUUGUUGAAUUUAAAGAUGCAAUAAGGGAAUGGUCUGUUUUAAAUGGUAGAGAGAUUCGGUUUGUGAAAAAUGAAAGCACUAGAGUUAGGGUAGAAUGUAGGGGUAAAUGUGGAUUUACAGCCCUUUGUAGUAAAGUUGGUGACAAACACACUUUUCAAUUAAAAACUUGGGUGGGGACCCAUACUUGUUCUAGGGUAUUAAAUAACAAGUCAGCAAAUUCUAAGUGGGUGUCUAAAGUUGUGGUAGAGAAGAGGCAUCAAAGUGGCAAGGUUAAAGUAUCAGAUCUGAUGGCAGAACUUAGGAGCAAAUAUUCAGUUGGGAUUUCCAAGGGAAGGGCAUGGAGAGCUAAACACAUGGCUGAAAAAAUAAUUGAAGGAGAUUGUUCUAAGCAAUAUUCCAUGUUAUACAAUUAUGCUGCAGAACUUAAGAAGCAAAAUGAUGGAAAUACUGUAAAGAUAUCUGUGGAAAGGCCAGUUCCUACACUACCACCAAGGUUUGGUAGUUUCUAUUUUUGCUUUGAUGGUUGCAAGAAGGGGUUCCUCCAUGGAUGCAGACCAUUUAUUGGUGUAGAUGGCUGCCAUUUGAAGACCCAGUAUGGUGGCCAGUUGCUUAUUGCUGUGGCUAGAGAUCCAAAUGAUCAAUACUUUCCUCUAGCCUUUGGUGUUGUGGAGACAGAGACAAAGGAAAGCUGGAGAUGGUUCUUGCAGCUUCUGAUGGAAGACAUUGGACAACAAAGAAGAUAUGUUUUCAUAUCUGACCAACAAAAGGGACUUGUGGCUGUUUUUGAAGAAAUGUUUGAGUCUAUAGAGCAUAGAGUGUGUCUAAGGCAUUUGUAUGCCAAUUUCAAAAAGAAAUUUGGGGGAGGCAGUGCAAUUAGGGAUCUGAUGAUGGGAGCAGCAAAAGCAACCUAUCUACAAGCCUGGCAGAAGAAGAUGCAAGAGUUAAGGCAACUUGAUCCAAAGGCUUGGGAAUGGCUAGUAGGUGUUCCAACCAAACUAUGGUGUAAGCAUGCAUUUAGCUAUUAUCCAAAAUGUGAUGUUCUGAUGAAUAAUCUUAGUGAGUCUUUUAAUAGUACCAUACUGCAGGCUAGGGAUAAACCAAUUAUCACUAUGUGUGAAUGGAUUAGGAAUUAUCUUAUGAAUAGGGUUGCUGUUAGUUUGACUAAGUUAGAUAAGUGGAAACAUAAGAUUAUGCCUAUGCCUAGGAAAAGAAUGGACAAAGAAAUUGUAAUGAGUGGUAAUUGGAUUCCUACUUGGUGCCAAGACUUGAUAUGGCAGGUUAACCACACAUUUGAUGGGCACCAAUUCAUUGUGGAUUUAGGUAAGAAAACAUGCACAUGUUGUUUUUGGGAACUUGUGGGCAUUCCAUGUAGGCAUGCCAUAGCUGCCAUGAGUUAUCAAAAGUUGGAUCCAGAAUCAUUUGUGGAUGAUUGCUAUAGUAGGGAAACAUACACUAAAUGUUACUCAUAUAGUGUGAGUCCCACUAAUGGCAUGGAUAUGUGGCCUACUGUUGAUAAUGAGGAUAUGCUUCCACCUUCAUACAAGAAAGGUCCAGGUAGACCCAGAAAACUUAGGAUUAGAGAGCAUGAUGAAAAUGGAUCUAGAAUGAGAAGGCCAGGUGUUAAUUAUAGGUGCACCAGAUGUGACAGCAUUGGACAUAACUCCAGGAAAUGUAAAGCUGAAGUUCAGAAUCCUGCAGCUUUAAAGAGAAAGAGAAAGGCACCAAGGAAAUCUGCUUCAUCAAGCAAUGUGGGUGACACAGAGACAGUAGAGGAUUACUUUGAGGGGGAAAUUGAUGCAACAAUUGAAGCAAUGGUGGCAUCAGUUGAAGCUGACUUAGCAACUCAAGCAUCACAGAUAGUGAAUCCAAGUCCUAUCAACAAGUCUCCAUCCAAGAACAAGACAAAGAACAAGAAAGUUGGCUCUAAGAAGAAAUGA